Messenger RNA from Adineta ricciae, 5136 nucleotides. The record is from the annotation of a GenBank genome assembly. Lineage: Eukaryota; Metazoa; Rotifera; Eurotatoria; Adinetida; Adinetidae.
AUGAACAACGAUGAUGACGACGAUAAUUAUCCGGGCAAACUUCUUCAUCAGGCAGCAUUAUACCUAAAUGUCGAUCUUCUCAAAGAUCUACUCACAGGUGACGAAAUUAACAAUAUCGAUGCUACCGAUCGUUUCGGUUGUACGCCAUUGCAUACAGCAUGUAUUUCGGCAGCACAAGCAACUCUUCAAAAUGAUACCAAAGUACUCGAUUCAUCCUUGGAAUUCAUAAUGGCAUUGAUUGAUCAUGGAGCUGACUUGAAUAUUCAAUCUGGUGAACGUUACAAUUAUCAAUCGUUUUUACUGACAGUAAUAACUAUCGUGAUGCGUUUGGGAAACAGCCAACAGUUGAUUGUUGGCUGUUAUUUUACAAAUUGGUCUCAAUAUAGGCAAGGUCUCGGAUAUUUUGAUCCGUCAAACAUUGAUCCAUCGCUGUGUACACAUCUCUACUACGCAUUUGCGAAUAUCAACGUUAUGACACGAAGUCCAAGUCCAUUUGAACUCAAUGAUAUUGAACCAAUACCCAGUCGAAGUACCAAUCUAACAAAACCGCGUGUAUCUAAAGGAAUGUAUGAACAAAUCUAUUUGUUAAAAGCAAAAAACCGACGAUUGAAAACAUUGUUGACAUUGGGUGGUGCGACAGUCAAUUCGACACAAUUUCGACAAGUUUUUCAAUCGGAAAGAAUACGACAAGAGUUCAUCCGAAAUACGAUAAGAUACUUACGAAAGUAUCGAUUCGAUGGUCUAGACCUUGACUGGGAAUAUCCCGAAAACGACAAUGAUCGACGAAUAUUUUCAUCGAUGAUUCGUGAUUAUCGUAUCGAAUUCCAAAAUGAAGCUCGUUCAAUGAAUCGAACACGACUUUUGCUCACUACAGCGGUCGCAGCCUAUCAACCAAAAAUUCAUAUUGCCUAUGACAUUCCGAACGUCUGCUCAUCCGUUGAUUAUGUAAAUCUAAUGGCGUAUGAUUAUCAUGGUAGUUGGAAUUCCUAUAUAGGUUUCAACAGUCCACUAUACCCACGCUCGACGGAAACGAAUGAUCAACGUCUUUUGAAUCAACAAGCGACUGUCGAGACAUGGAUUAACGGUGGAUGUCAAGCAAAAAAACUCGUUCUGGGUCUUGGAAUGUAUGGACGAACAUUCAAGUUAAAACAAAAGAUAAAUCCUGAUGUUAAACCCUAUGCACCAUCGAUAGGUGCAGGUUCAUUGGGUAAUUAUACUGCGAGCAAAGGAUUUUUAUCGUACUAUGAGAUCUGCAACCUAAUUACCAAAGAAAAAUGGUCUGCAGAGUACGAUCGCGAGCAACAAGUGCCAUUUGCAUAUAAAAACGAUCAAUGGGUUGGAUACGAUAAUUUACAAUCCAUCGAACAAAAAUGUCGUUUUGUUGUCAAACAGCGGUUAGCGGGAGCGAUGACACCGUUGCAUAUGAUUGCCGAAGUGGGAAACGAAAAGAUUUUGGCUCUGUUGUUAUUUCAUAAGGCAGAUGUGACGAUCAAAGAUAAACACGGUGAAACUGCAUUGACAUUAGCACAAAUGAAUCGGAAAGUUGAUUCAGUGGAGAUGAUUCAGAAUGAGAUUGAACUUCGACAGCAAGUUCGACAAGAAACUGAAAAGAGACUGCUCGAUGCUUGCUUUGAUGGUGAUGUGGAGAAAGCAGCAGAAUGUUUAGCACAUUUAGGUGCACAUGCGAAAGCUGUUUUGAAUUCCAGUCCAAAUGGAAGUGAUACAUUGAACUUUUUGUACCGAGCAUGUCGAACGGGGAAUGUGGAUUUAGUUAAAUUAUUAUUAAAGCAUGGCGCAAUUGCUAAACCACAUCGUCAAACAUCGUAUUCACCACUGUACAUUGCCUGCCGGAUAGGAAAUCUCGAGAUUGUUCAAAUGCUCUUAACUCAUUUUCCGCAUUUAGUCUCUGUAGCAACCUUGGAACAAAUUCUUCCGUUCGCUGCUGCUUGUUCACAAGGACAUUUAUCAAUUGUACAACUUCUUUUAACUUAUCCAAACUAUCCAUUUGGAUCUUGUUCACUCUUCGCUGAUCGUUUGCAACGAUCGUAUGUUUUCCCAUUCAAUCUUAACGCACAAGAUUUGAAUGAUCAAACCAGUUUAUACUUAGCUGCACUUGGUGGAUAUGUUGAUCUUGUUGAAUAUCUUCUUUCUUUUCGUGUCCAUGGAUUAACCGCUCAAGAAGUAGAAUUAUUCAAACGUCGAUCCACGCAUAGUUAUUUCAAUUCCGAAAGUUCAAUCACCACUCUUGCAGAAUUCAAUGCAACGUUACAGAAGACGACCACGUCGUUUUGUCCAUUCAAUCUUGAUGUGUAUUCUAUCAACGGUCGAGCUGCAUUACACGAAGCAGUUGAACAGCAAAAUUUUAAAUUAGUCCAUUUGCUUGUUUCCAACGGUGCUAAUGUUAAUUUACCAUAUGAAGAAACUGCAAGUCAAGCAUCCAACGAAGAACGAUGCUUUGUCACUCGUUCUACACCUCUGUCGUGUGCUUGUCGUCUUGGUAAUAUUCAAUUAAUCGAAUAUCUGCUCAAUUCUCAUGCAACUGAUAAAGAGUUUCUCGCGUUCAAUUCUUGCAAACAAUCGUACCUCAUUGGUCAUUUGCUAAAGUAUCGUGUUUUACAAGAUAAUGAAUUCAAGUUAACUAAACGACAGUUAACAUCCAACGUUCUUUUUCCGUUCGAUGAACAGUUUUGGUCAUGUAUCGAUCUAUCCAAGAUCUGGAUGAGUACAGCUGAGGAGAAAAAUGUCGAUAAGAACAACAAUAUACCCGAAUCGAAUUAUUCUAUGGAACCUGUAUUAAAACGACGUCCGAGUAAACGAUAUCAGGUAUUAACAACAGGCUUUGAACAACUUAAAAAUCGGUUUUCUACGCGUUCGAUUAUGACACCAACCCAGAUUCCGUUAUCAUCACCGAUUCCAUCAACACCUGUAGGUAUUCAAUGGCAUCAUUACGGUCCAUUGAAAAGUGUCGAUCCUCUUUGGUUCAUUCAAGCAUCGAUCUUCGUCAACAAAGACACAUUUAUUCAACUAUCAGAUAUCACAUUAUCGAACCGCCAUUUACUCUUGCAUUGCAUUACACGCAUUGAUUUAUCAGAUAACUCACUAGAAAAUCUACCAGUGUUCCUUUUUCAAAUGUAUUCUUUGAGAAUAUUAAAUGUGUCGAAUAAUCAAUUAGGAGAAUUACCAAACGGAAACAAUGUUUGGUUAUGUCAUCAAUUAGCCGAAUUAGAUGUAUCGCAUAAUGCAUUGAUUUCUUUACCACCAGCGAUGUUUCAACUUCGAUCACUUCAAAGAGCGUACGCAGCUCAUAACCAACUUCAGUAUCUGCCAGUCGAAAUGUGGUCAGCGCCGAUGUUGACUGAUUUGAAUGUAGCGAAUAAUUCAUUGAAAGAACUUCCAAGACCAUCUGUUGUAUCCACAAAAUAUGCAGAAAAAUCCGGCCGACAUAUGACAUCACGACAUUUGGGCACACAAAACCGCACAGCAAGUGAAUUACGUCCGCAGGCAAGUUUACUUUCUGCGAUAAAACCAACACAUAUUGAUCUUAAAUCGUCAACAAUACCAUCAUCAAUAACAACUGUUGAUUUAUCCACACUGUCUCCUCCACUUUCUGCUCCUCCACGUUCAACAACAUUUGUUCAAAUGCCAAUAGAUGACAUACCACAAUCACCUGACGACGACGAUGAACUUGAACGCCGAGCUAAGUUGAAAAUCAGUUAUCAGAACUCACCUCCAUCGUCAGCAUCACAAUCCAUUCCAGUAAAACGACUCUGCCUUUGGCAAAAUCACAUUGCUCCGUCAACAGAUGAUGAUCCACAAAUAGGACCAAAUGUCAAAGCUUCCGCUUCAUCUUCCCCUUCGUCCACAGUCAGUCGGUUAACUAAUCUUAAUCUUUCCUACAAUCACUUCGAAACUCUUCCACCAAUGCUCUGUUGUCUUGUUCCAUAUUUAACAUCUUUAAAUCUUUCACACAAUCUCCUCACCGAUGCAUUGAAUGUAUCGUCCUAUCCUCCACGUUUAAAGAUGCUUGAUUUAUCAUUCAAUCGUCUUCAAUCCAGUAUUCUCUCGGAAUCGUCAACAUCUUCGUCUCGCAAAGAUAAUCGAACACACCGAAGAAAUCGUCACAAUGAAACGAUCUCACCCGACAAUAUCUGUUACCGGCCUGAAUUAAAAGAGACUACUAACGCACAAUUAGACGCCGCAAAACGACGUCGAAGUCGAUCAGUAUCUCGGCAUAAACUUCUUGCUUCAGCAAAUCUAUCCAUUGGACUAAAUUCUCCAUCGAAAUCCGAUCACAAUGACCAAUGCUGUCCGCAUCGUCGACACGUCAAGUUAGAAUUUCUGCACGAUCUAAAUCUUAGCGAUAAUCUUAUUGAAGAACUGACAUUAUCUUCAAUACCCAAACCAUCGUCUGGCACGGAUGCGUCGUUAUUACGUGCGGCAUUGCUAUUUCCAGCAAUAACACGUCUGAAUUUAAGUCAAAACAAGUUAGUAUCCAUUCCAACCAGUAUUGCAUUGUUGGAUAACCUUGGAACAUUGAUAUUACGUGAUAAUCUCCUACUGCGAGAGAUUCCUUUGUCGAUUGGUUCGAUGCAAAAAUUGUGGAAUUUAGAUCUUCAUGAGCCUCUAUCGUCGUUUAUUACGAAUAAUUAUCGAACUGCAGAGAUUAUUGGCUAUAUGAAAAGUUUAUGUGAUGACACAAAAAUCUACAACAAGAUGAGACUAAUGUUGCUUGGAAAUGAACAAACAGGGAAAACGACAUUGUUUCAAAUUUGUAAACGCGAGAGUACGAACACUACUCCACAGAAUCAGCGAAAAAAAUCUUCAACAUGUCGAAAUUUUCCAAUUCUGGACAUAUCGGAAUGGAUUUACGAGAAAACACCACGUACGUUGUUAGGGCCAAUCACAUUUCGAGUUUGGGAUUUUGGUGGACAGAGAGAAUUCCAUUCGAUUUAUCAGUACUUUUUCACACGUCGUACACUUUAUUUAAUUUGUUGGAAAAUGACUGAAUACGACCAAAACGAACAAAUCUUUGAUACAAUUCAUAAAUUUCUUAUAAAUAUUCAAGUAAGUCGAUGUUUAUGCAAUAAGUCCAUGAAUAAUAAUGACGAACUUCAACGUUUCACUUUCGAUUUCUAG